Molecule: messenger RNA, 6365 nt
Organism: Coregonus sp. 'balchen'
Lineage: Eukaryota; Metazoa; Chordata; Actinopteri; Salmoniformes; Salmonidae
Source: the annotation of a GenBank genome assembly
UGAAGAAAGACAACAUUCACAUCAGACAACGGGGGAGAUGGACAUGAAACAUCUAACUUGUUAGUUUAAUUUAAGACGGUUUGUUGUAUAAGGAGAUACACUCAGAACAAACUACACAGUAAGUAAUAAUGAUACUGUGAUGAGGAUCAGUGUAUUGAACAAUUAUUUUUCCCACAAGGCUAUUACUUAUUCACCCUGUGUGUUUUAAUGAAGGAGUAUGCCAAGAGAAAGUUUGUCUGAUACUUGAUUGGUUAAUUGAUUUAUUGAUUGGUUGAUUGCUUUAUUAUUUAUCUGUGGAAUAUAAAAGCAUGUUAUGAGGUAUAUGUAGCAUUCUGGGAAACAUUGUCCUUACUGUGUCCCUGUGUAGAGUGGUGGGGAUGGGGAGAAUUAUGGGGUCUCUGCUGAUUGGCUCAGCCCUCUGUAUGGGCGUGGUCAGUCUAACCCUUAGCCACACCUCCAGGGUCAGAGUUCACAAAGGGAGGAGCCUCACACUGCCCUGCAUGAACACAACACAUACAGGUGAGAUAACACACACACACAAAAAAGACUACCUUUGUGGAAUGUCCCCAUACACCUGUUAUACUGGUGUUUGUGUGUGUAGGAGUGGUCCAGUACUGGCAGACCCCGUUCGGUCGGGUCCUGAGCAGUCUGCAUGCCAACCAGAAGGAUGUGGUUGCUAUGCAACGAGAUGGUAGCCUGCGGAUCCACAUUGCCUCUCCUCACCACAGCGGCCUGUACUACUGCGUCCUACUGGCCGGAGGACAAACUACACUCACAUCCUACCUGCUGUAAGUACUGUUGUAAGGCAUCCAUGUUGUGUAUUAUAUAAUAGCGUGCCAUUUGGGACUCACCCAUGCAUUCACUCUUUAGCUCCCUCAGGACUGCCAGCAGUCGACAGGACCCUGUGCUCGAACCCAGGCGGACGGUCAGGAGUGUUCUGGGUGAUCAUGGAGAUGAGAGGGAUGUUCCCGUGGUUUCUGACGGUGUGUUUGCGGCGGCGGUGACGGCAUCAGUAGUGGUGACGUUCCUGGUGGGGCUCAGCUCUGGAGCUCUGAGCAGGCCUCUACUGGACAGGUGCAUGGGUUUAUCUACCUAUAUUAAACAUCUAUUCACCUUUAUUUUACAUUCGAUAAAGAUGAAGUUCAGUAUUUUACAACUUCAUGUUAGAUGGUUCCUCACCCUGAAAGUAGAAUAUAGGCCAGGAGAAACUAAAUCAUGGUUAGCUGAAACUUGUAGUGGUUGUUUAAAUAAAACCGAACCAUGGAUUGAUUAGUUUCUCUUGGCCCAUAGACUGCUUUCAGAGUGAAAGUAGUCUAGUUGUAAAACACUGAACUUCCCAUUUAAACAGCAUCAACAUUAAAUACAGAUACAUUUUACCAGCACUCCUUCUCUCUAAGGUGUGUGAAUUGGGUGCGGUCGCUAGGACAGGGACGUCGUAACCAUGGUGAAACAGUCAGCGUGGCAUUCCGGAAGGAUGUGGAACAAGAGGAUGAGGAUGACUCUGCCUCGACGACAAGCGUUACCAUGGAUAAAGUCAGCCCAUCUCCACCGGCCAAACCUCAGAGAAGCUUCAGGGGCAAACGUCAUGAAGAGAACACUGCUUAUCUGGAGGGCUGCGACCAGGGGAGAGGAGAGGAAGGGAGGGAGGGGGGAGGAGAAGAGGGGAUGGAGGUUGGAGACAGCACUGAUGGAAAAGAGAGGAGCAGGAGAGAGGGGGAGGAAGAAAGGAGUGACAGUGAGGAAGGGAGAGAGGGAAAGGAGGGGAGGAAUGAAAGUGUCAGGGAGGAAGGAAGAAGAGAGAGUGAGGAAGGGAGAGAGGGAGAGGAGGGGAGGACAGAAUGUAAGGAGAGGAGGAAAGAGAGCAAGGGAGAGGUUGAAGAGGGAGGAUCUAGAGGCGAUAGUAGCAGUGAUUCAGAACAAGGGUCUGUUGGGGCGAGACAGGGGGGAGAGGUGAGGCAGGGGGAGGGAGAAGAGAUGUGUUCUCCUCCCCAGCCAGCUAGACGGAGCCGUGUGAUUCGUCUGUACCAGUACGAUGAGGAGGGGCAUCGCUAUGGUCACCUGCCAAACCCCUCCCCCAUGGAAUGUACUUCCCCUGCCCCCCGGGCCAAGCAGCGCUCACUGUCCCUCACCAGGCUCAACACCAUCAUGGCUGCUGCCACCGCCAGCCCCCUUGACCCCCAGAGCCCCCCGGGCAGAGACUCAGACCCUGACGAAAGGGACACAGCCAGUCCAGCCAGCCCAUCCCAGGGCCAGGAGAAACCCGUCUUUCAACUGGAGAUGUGACAUACAAGAUCUGGGCCUGUAUUCAUAAAGCGUCUCAGAGUAGGGCUGCUGAUAAAUGAUCCAGUCCUAACCUGUCCAUAUAAUCUUAAUCAUUACGAAUUAAAAGGCGAAACUGGUUCUAGAUCAGCCCUCCUAGUCUUGAUAGAUGCAGCCCCUGAGCAGAAAGAUCAGGGUCAUGUUCAAUAGGGCAUACAGAGACACGGUACCAAAAUGGUUUGAAACAGAAAAAAAAUUAGUAUUUCUUACUGGACAACUUUAACAGGUAGUGCCUCGCCAUUUCACUCCAUUGUAAAACAUUUUCUCAAUCACAAAUUCUCACACACAAAUUCCCAGAAACACUUGAGAUUUUAACUUGUCAUCAAAUCCAGCGGAUUCCAUGAUUAUUUUGUAAAAAGCAAUUGGAAAUAAAACAUUAAAAAUACAUGUUAACUUUGGAUGAUUGUGUUAAUUUAAAGUUAGUCCCAGUGUAUUUGGUUGUAACCUUUUCCCCAGGCAAUACUUGCACAUAACAGUGGCUUGCAAAAGUAUUCACCCCCAUUGGCAUUUUUCCUAUUUUGUUGCCUUACAACCUGGAAUUAAAAUGGAUUUUUUGGGGGGGGUUGUAUCAUUUGAUUUACACAUCAUGCCUACCACUUUGAAGAUGCAAAAUAUUUUUUAUAUUGUGAAACAAACAAGAAAGAAGACAAAAAAACGGAACUUGACCGUGCAUUACUAUUCACCCCCCCAAAGUCAAUACUUUGUAGAGCCACCUUUUGCAGCAAUUACAGCUGCAAGUCUCUUGGGGUACGUCUCUAUAAGCUUGGCACAUCUAGCCACUGGGAUUUUUGCCCAUUCUUCAAGGCAAAACUGCUCAAUCUCCUUCAAGUUGGAUGGGUUCUGCUGGUGUACAGCAAUCUUUAAGUCAUACCACAGAUUCUCAAUUGGAUUGAGGUCUGGGCUUUGACUAGGCCAUUCCAAGACAUUUAAAUGUUUCCCCUUAAACCACUCAAGUGUUGCUUUAGCAGUAUGCUUAAGGUCAUUGUCCUGCUGGAAGGUGAACCUCCGUCCCAGUCUCACAUCUCUGGAAGACUGAAACAGGUUUAGUCAAGAAUUUCCCUGUAUUUAGCGCCAUCCAUCAUUCCUUCAAUUCUGACCAGUUUCCCAGUCCCUGCCGAUGAAGAACAUCCCCAUAGCAUGAUGCUGCCACCACCAUGCUUCACUGUGGGGAUGGUGUUCUCGGGGUGAUGAGAGGUGUUGGGUUUGCGCCAGACAUAACGUUUUCCUUGAUGGCCAAAAAGCUCAAUUUUAGUCUCACCUGACCAGAGUACCUUCUUCCAUAUGUUUGGGGAGUCUCCCACAUGGCUUUUGGCGAACACCAAACGUGUUUGCUUAUUUUUUUCUUUAAGCAAUGGCUUUUUUCUGGCCACUCUUCCAUAAAGCCCAGCUCUGUGGAGUGUACGGCUUAAAGUGGUCCUAUGGACAGAUACUCCAAUCUCCGCUGUGGAGCUUUGCAGCUCCUUCAGGGUUGUCUUUGGUCUCUUUGUUGCCUCUCUGAAUAAUGCCCUCCUUGCCUGGUCCGUGAGUGUUGGUGGGCAGCCCUCUCUUGGCAGGUUUGUUGUGGUGUCAUAUUCUUUCAAUUUUUUAAUAAUGGAUUUAAUGGUGCUCCGUGGGAUGUUCAAAGUUUGGGGAUAUUUUUUUAUAACGCAACCCUGAUCUGUACUUCUCCACAACUUUGUCCCUGACCUGUUUGGAGAGCUCCUUGGUCUUCAUGGUGCUGGUUGCUUGGUGGUGCCCCUUCCUUAGUGGUGUUGCAGACUCUUGGGCCUUUCAUAACAGGUGUAUCUAUACUGAGAUCAUGUGACACUUGGAUUGCACACAGGUGGACUUUAUUUAACUAAUUAUGUGACUUCUGAAGGUAAUUGGUUGCACCAGAUCUUAUUUAGGGGCUUCAUAGCAAAGGGGGUGAAUAGAUAUGCACGUACCACUUUUCCAUUAUUUAUUCUUUAGAAAUUUUUUUUAACAAGUUAUUUUUUUCAUUUCACUUCACCAAUUUGGACUAUUUUGUGUAUGUCCAUUACAUGAAAUCCAAAUAAAAAUCAAUUUAAAUUACAAGUUGCAAUGCAACAAAAUAGGAGAAACGCCAAGGGGGCUGAAUACUUUUGCAAGGCACUGUAGCACUAAUAAGCCUGGAAUAACAACAACUAUAGUCUGGCCUAUAUAGGAGUGAACAUAAACAUUUAUCAUUAUGAGUUUAGCGAAUCACACGACUGCAAGACAGGGCUCCAAAUUAGAGGUACACAAUAUGGGAUGAAGUGUUCGGAGGGAAGUGAUUGAUUAAAUAUAAAGCCGAUGGCUAUUGGCUCUGGACUUUUUCGUGUUCUUUCUAUUGGGUUAAAGGCCCAGUGCAGUCAAAAACGUGAUUUCCCUGUAUUUUAUGGGGUUAGGGUUAGUGUACAAAACAUUGGGAACGCCUGCUCUUUCCAUGUCAUAGACUGACCAGGCGAAUCCAGGUGAAAACUAUGAUCCCUUAUUGAUGUCACUUGUUAAAUCCACUUCAAAUCAGUGCAGAUGAAGGGGAGGAGACAGGUUAAAGAAGGAUUUCUUGAGACAAUUGAAACAUGGAUUGCGUAUGUGUGCCAUUCAGAGGGUGAAUGGGCAAGACAAAAGAUGGUAGUAGGUGCCAGGCGCACCGGUUUGAGUGUCAAGAACUGUUAACGUUGCUGGGUUUUUCACACUCAACAGUUUCCCGUGUGCACCAGGAAUGGUCCACCACCCAAAGGACAUCCAGCCAACUUGACACAACUGUGGGAAGCAUUGGAGUCAACAUGGGCCAGCAUCCCUGUGGAAUGCUUUCGACACCUUGUAGAGUCCAUGUGCCCGACGAAUUGAGGCUGUUCUGAGGGCAAAAGGAGGUCCAACUCUAUAUUAGGAAGGUGUUCCUAAUGCUGUGUACACUGUGUAUAUUUCCAUACUGAGGCUGGAGUAAUACUGUGAAAAUUAUGAUAAUGUACUUUCAGUGUAAGAGCUGUUUGAAAAGACAGCCUGAAAUUACAGCCUGUUUUGGCCUGUCUGGUGGUCACCAGGCAGAACAUUUGUUAAUAGACCAAUAAGAAGCAGUUCCAAACCUCUCUGCCAAUAACAUAUAGUUUUCCCCUCCCCACUCAGACCACGCCCAGACAGUCCUAGGUAAAUUCUUGCUUGAGAAAUUGGUAUUUGCUAAGUUAUUUGUUAGAAGCAAGUUUGGUUGUACCAAUCAGAGGUUAGAAGCAGGUUUGGUACAAUUCCAUUCUUUAUUCUUGUUCAGAAAACAUACUAUAAACGAGGUAAGACUCAAAAAUGAAGGGAAAAAAUGUUCAAGGAAACCGAUAAAUUCCCCAGUCGAUCUUAACAAUGGCUAGACAACUGUGGCCACAGAUGCAAUAUAUAUGAAAAAUAGUUCCCUCUUUAGUUUAGCUUUUUGUUUGUUUUCUUCUUGUUGAACUUGUUUAAAUGAACACUGGAAAAGUAUCUUCAGAGAGAGAGAGAACUUCACUGUUGGCCCACGAAGCACAGAGGCCGUCACUGGAAGUGUGUGUGCGCUCCAUGACACCGUAUGCGUGUGUGUGUGUGUGUGCACAGUCCAUGGAAGGUGUAUAUGUGCCGUUUCUGUAUAUUUCAAACGGAGGGAGAACAUCUUCAUGUGUGCUUCUCUCUUUCGUUUUCCUCCUGCUCCCUCUUUCUUCUCUCCGCUAUAACGCUGCCAGCCGAGCUUUCUGCCACUCCACAAACUCAUCCAAUAACACCGGCCCUGCAGAGAGAAAGAGUAGUGUUAGUGUGAGAGGGACUGUGUAUGUGUGUUUUUUUAUUUGUGUGUGUGUUUUUUGUGUGGUUUAGUGUGUGUGUGUACUCACAGGCUCCAUCCUCGUCAUAGUUACUGAGGUCUGUGCUGACUGUACGACUGAACUCUAAGACGUUAUACCACUGGUCCUUAUUCAUCACCUUGUAUUUGGACUGCUGCAGGGGAGGAGAGAGAAGCGAGGGGGAGGAGAGAGAAGCGAGGAAGAGAGGGGAGAGGAGAGGGGAGAGGGGGAGGACAGAGAGAGGAGGAGAUAGGGGGUGGAGAA